AUGGCUGACAUCUCAAUCCAGGCGGUCUACGCCAAGAGCGGUCCAAUGUCGGCGCCACUGUCGGCACCGACCGAACUCAUCUGGGUGGAGUCCUCUCCUGUCGACGGCCUCUCGGACGACAUGCUCGGUCGCAUCUUCAGCUACGUUACCAUUCGCGGCAGGCGCGUCGCGUCCACGUCAUCUCGUCCUGAUCACCGCGCCGCCUUCACUGAAGCCGGCCUCGCGUCGCUUUUCUCUUCCUGCCCGCGGCUCGAGUCCCUGGAGCUGCACUGCCCGCUAAAUCUGACCGCUCUUCCUCCGUCAAUCUGCGGGUUGACUCGCUUGACGGCGUUAAAAAUCACCGCUCGGGGACUAAAACGCCUUCCUGACGGAUUCCGUCAACUCUCCGUUCUCGUCAGUCUAUCAAUCGACUCAGAAGCUCUGGAGAAGCUUCCAACCGGCUUCGCGACGCACAUCGACGAAACUGCAGAGCCUUCCAUUCGACCAAACGAUUCGCGCAUCUCAGAUGCGUAUGCGAAUGCGAACGCCGCAGACGGAUCGCAGAACGUCGCUCGUCAGAAUAGUCACAUACUGCCUCAGGAUGAUAACUCUUCGAUGGUUACUUCGCUCGGCCCCCUCGCUUCUCUAUCCCUCUCGAACACUCCCUCCCCCGCACUUCCCCUCCCCACGCUCUCCGCCCUCCGCCACCUCUCCCUCGACCGCUGCCGCGCUCUCCGCGCUCUCCCCUCAUCCCUCCCCGCCGAGCUCCCCCUUCUCGAAACCCUCGAGCUGCGCGAAUGCGCCUUGCUUUCCGCCGUCCCCGCCUGCCUCCCCGCGCGCUUUUGCCGCCUCCGCGCGCUCACCCUCGCGUACCUCCCCUCCGUGCACACCCCUCUCCCCGCGCUCCUCUCUGCAUCCCGCCCGUCUGCUCCCGACGCAGCGGAGGAAGCGGCAAACGGUCAUUCCUGGGCAGUUUCGGAAGGGGGGGUACCUUGUAAGGAGGAUGCGAGGGAGAGCAGGGUGGGACGGGUCCGGCUGGAGCUACUCGAAUGGAAGCGGAUGCAGGAGAUUUUUGAGACGUCUCAAAAGGAGAGCAAGGUAGGACUGGCCCGUCUGGAGCUACUCGAAUGA
This is a messenger RNA of Closterium sp. NIES-65, 1110 nucleotides long. The record is from the annotation of a GenBank genome assembly. Lineage: Eukaryota; Viridiplantae; Streptophyta; Zygnematophyceae; Desmidiales; Closteriaceae.